GCAUCAUCAACAAACAACAAACAACAAACAACAUCAACAGCCCAGUCCGCUCCUUCACACUAGACCCGACCCCGGCAGGGACCAUUCACCUCUCGCCCCGUCGACGGCUGUACGCCCUAUAUACAAACGACCGUCUUCACAAUCUUCCUUGUACAUACGAGAUCAAGCGCAGGCCCGGCGCCCCAGGCAACCACAUCUGCUUCGCGACGAACAAUCGGAAGCCGCUCGGAGUCACGAAAAGCGCGUGCAUGUCUUCAUCGAUCUUCUUCUUUGGUGAUUCGCGAAUGCCUCAGUUUCUUCGCCGCGCUGCCACGAGCCCAUAAUAUCCUUAGAACGAGCCUUCACGCAGUAUCCAGCCGAUAUACGAGCUAGCCAACAUCUUAUGCUUGGCCCAGCGUCCACAGACACCCGCCACUAGAAUCGUCGGCAACUCCAACCCGCCGUCGCUGGGAAUCUCUACUGCCUGACAUCUUUCAGCAAUGUCUGGGCCUUUCGACACGGUCAAGUCGGACCCCAUAGAACCCUUCGCCCGGACACAAGAGCCGGACGAGGGAUACUCCGAACACCCUCUCUACUCUGCCGUGGCGAGCGCGUAUACCGCAAAUGGCGCCAUCAUCCCGACGCAAUCCCUUGAAGAACUUGCAGCCUGGUUGUCUACCCACAAGCACAGCAUCUCUCUGCAGGACAAGACGAAUCUUGCCAUGCUCCUUCUCAAUGACCUGCCAACAACCGUCAUUGCCGACAUCGUCAUGAACCACCUCAACCCUCGCCUAUACAUUAAUUUUGUGGACCACCUGCCACCGGAAAUAUGUCUCAAGAUCUUUGGCUACCUGGACCCAAUGUCCCUAAUUCAUCUUGCUAUGUGCUGUCGAGGCUGGUACGAUCUCGCCCUCGACCGGAAGCUGUGGGAGCGACUAUACUAUCUUGAGGGCUGGCAGGCGGUCUUGCCAGAAAUCGAGGCUGCCGAGCAGCGCAUGAACGAUACACAAAUGCACAGCCAGAGAUGCCUCUCACCAGAAGAAGAGCAUGCAAGCAAACGACGGGCUGUCUCAGAUCCAGCUGGCGGUGACGAUCGGGAUGCAGAGAUGCCGGAUGUUGACCAGCUUUCAAGACAUGAGCUUCGGGAUACUGCCAUGACAGGCACAAGCCUGUUUGGCGGGCCUUUGGCUAAAGGCAGCGGCUCGUCCACCAGGACAACAACAAGCGUCACACAACACUUGGACGACCUCAUGGUGGCUUCCCCCAGCCCGGUGUCAGGCCCAUCAAAACGUCCGCCAUCGAGCAUAGACAAGGGCAAAGGACGAGCUACGACGGGAACGAGCUUUGACUCAGGUGUGGUCGUAGGCCACACGACACAGCUGCCGAAAGCUGCAUUGUGGCUACUCGACCAACGCGACGGGCGGUACAAGCUCAACUGGAAGUAUCUCUACACCAUGCGGAAACGGCUUGAGAAGAACUGGGAUCGCGGGCGCUUCACAAACUUCCAGCUUCCUCACCCUGAUUAUGUCGAGGAGGGGCACAAGGAGUGCAUCUACAGCUUACAGUACAACGCCGAGUAUCUUGUCAGUGGAAGCAGGGAUAAGUCGAUACGCAUCUGGAACCUGCAAACGCGACGACUCGUACGUCCACCGCUCCAGGACCACACUGGCUCGGUAUUAUGCCUACAAUUCGACUCAGACCCCGAUGAAGAUUUGAUUGUAUCCGGAAGCAGCGAUUCGGACGUGAUUCUAUGGCGCUUCUCAACAGGCCAGAUAAUACAGCGCCUGCGAAGGGCACACCAAGAAUCUGUGCUCAACGUCAAAUUCGACAAGCGAAUCCUGGUGACGUGUUCCAAGGACCGUACAAUCAAGAUCUUCAAUCGUGUACCACUGCGGGCCGGCGAUGUUGGUUACGGUGACAUCAAUACGGUUUCCCCUGUCCCCAUCAAUCUCAAGGACUAUGGAUAUGAUGAUCCUUUGAGCCAGCUGCCAAUCAAGCCGCCUUACACGAUGAUUGGAUGCUUGGAAGGUCACGGUGCAGCUGUCAACGCCGUCCAGAUCUGCAACAAUGAGAUUGUCUCGGCUAGUGGCGAUCGACAUAUCAAGGUCUGGGACUGGCCGAACCAGAUCUGCCGGAGAACUUUCCUAGGGCACAACAAGGGCAUCGCCUGCGUACAAUACGACGGUCGUAGGAUUGUCAGCGGCAGCAGUGAUAAUGAGGUCAAGGUCUUUGAUCGAGAGACUGGACUCGAGGUUGCGAGUCUCCGCGCUCACAGCAAUUUGGUGCGAACCGUACAAGCCGGCUUUGGUGACCUCCCUUACAGUGUCGAGGAAGAUCACAUGCAGGCCAGGGCGGUCGAUCAAGCAUACUUCAAGGCCAGAGAUGCUGGAGAGCUCGACGAGCACGAGCAGUUGAGAAACCGCCCGCUCAACUCGGGAAGUCGUCGGCCGCAGGAUAUCACAGCCUAUGGAGCGAAGCUUCCUCCAGGUGGCGGAGGUGGUCCUUACGGACGUAUCGUCUCGGGCUCGUAUGAUCAGACAAUCAUUAUUUGGCGUCGCGACGAGGAAGGAGUCUGGCGAAGCGCGCACAUUUUGCGACAGGAGGAAGGCGCACAAGCAGCGCUCCAGCAAAACCCGUCGCGAAACACUGCUCCCAGAGCUGAGAGGCCAUCCUCGCCGCCCGUGUCAGCCAGCAGGCGGCCUUCACCAGCACAGCUCACCACGCAGCCGCCACAGCCUCCGGCAAGUGCGCCACCUCUGCUUCAGCCCAGCUCCGUCCCUAACCAUGGUCUGGCACACGCACGGCCGGCUGGCCCACCACAAAGCAGUGUCCCGUAUAUGCGGAUGAUUGAUAGCAUCAUACCUCAAGGACCAGGUGCGCUCCAGCAAGCACUGGCGACAUACCCGACCAUGCUGUCAUAUCAUAGUCACAUCCAAGCAGCUAUCGAUCGUGAGCCGAAUCCCAACAGUCGGCGGCAACUGCGACAGGUUGUCACGAACGCGCUCAUUCGUGUACAAAUAGCCCAGAACCGAACAGUGGCAUCGCUUCAAGACGGAUCCGCGACUCAACUACCAGGGUUGUCGCAGCUAGAUCGGCCCGAUGCUGUCGAUCAGCUCCAAUCUCUGGCAUCAUCAUCACGAGCAGCGAGCGGUUCCGUCAGCGAACGCGCGAAUGCAUUCGCGGCAGGGCCCUCUGCACUACCAGCUAUCUCGAAUCUCAUGAACCCGCGGCUUCAGUCACUGACUGGUCAAGGACAACCGCCAGUGCAACUCGCCCCUCCUUUGAUCCAGCCGCAGCACGCACAGACUCUGCCAGUUCCCCAAGGAGCUUCUGUGCUACCAGCAGACAACGAUGCUGCUGGUGGGGCUGGCGGUCAUCAUCAGCAGCAGCAGCAGCAGCAACAGCAACAACAACAUCACCAGCAGCAUCAUGGGCUUCUUCAAAGCCAGCAGCACCAUCCUCACAUUGCCCAGGGAGAUGCCGCGGCCAACCCGGCACGCAUCUUCAAACUGCAGUUUGACGCGCGACGCAUCAUCUGCUGCAGUCAGACAAGUACGAUUGUGGGUUGGGAUUUCUGUAACGGCGACCCAGAGCUCGAAGAGGUCGCGCGGUUCUUUGCCACUGUCGAAUGAGCGUUGUGCUCCCCAGUGAGUAUCAAGCAGGAAGUGCAAAUGCGGGCAGGUGGUGUUAGUACAGGCGAUCAGGGGCCCCAUUGGUUUUCUGGAGCACAGAGGCUCAUGAGAGCGGCCGUAUGAUGUAAUGCAGCAGAUUUAUCCUCAUGAACAAGAAGCGUGUCACUAGACAUUUUAAUGAUAUGAAGCCCUAGUAUUGUUUCG
Microdochium trichocladiopsis is the source of this 3815-nucleotide messenger RNA. RefSeq lists its product as uncharacterized. The coding region runs from base 480 to 3611 and encodes 1043 amino acids. The transcript has 2 exons. The record is from RefSeq and is a predicted model, not a curated record. NCBI's taxonomy places the organism in Eukaryota, Fungi, Ascomycota, Sordariomycetes, Xylariales, Microdochiaceae. Gene Ontology annotation, molecular function: protein binding.